Messenger RNA from Ilex paraguariensis (yerba mate), 1829 nucleotides. NCBI's taxonomy places the organism in Eukaryota, Viridiplantae, Streptophyta, Magnoliopsida, Aquifoliales, Aquifoliaceae. The record is from the annotation of a GenBank genome assembly.
UUCACUCUUCUUGACUUGUAGUGAAAGAAAUUGAUCGAAACCUCAGUUUACCAGAUCAAAACGCUUCCUAUUGCUUCGUUUCCUCAUAAUUCGAGCAUUUCUCAGAUUUUCAGCAAAAUGACUCAAGACGUUGAGAUGAAAGAACAGCGGCCUGCUCCUUCAAACUCUGUUACAUCCACUGGUCCCUCGACUAUGCAGCAUUUGAAGGAGAUUGCAUCUCUUAUCGAGACUGGUUCGUAUGCGCGCGAGGUUCGUCGGAUUGUGCGCGCAGUUCGAUUAACCAUUGCAUUAAGGCGGAAGCUGAAGGCUUCCGUGAUUUCUGCAUUCCUGAAUUUUGCCCUUGUACCUGGAUCCGAUGUGCACAGUCGCUUAUCAUCGUAUCUUCCAAAGGAAGAUGAGCAUGAUAUGGAAGUUGAUACCGCCUCAUCUACAAUGCAAGCAACUGUGAAACACUCUUUGCUAGAGCUCGAGAUUUAUUGCUACUUGCUUGUGCUAAUAUUUCUUAUUGAUCAGAAGAGAUACACUGAGGCUAAAGCUUGUUCAUCUGCAAGCAUUGCCCGUCUGAAGAGCUUGAAUAGGCGGACUGUUGAUGUUCUAGCAUCCAGGCUCUAUUUCUACUACUCCCUUAGCUAUGAAGCGACUGGCAAUCUUGCUGAAAUUCGGGGUAACCUUCUUGCAUUACACCGGAUUGCAACAUUGCGACAUGAUGAGUUGGGGCAGGAAACACUUCUCAACCUGCUGCUUCGGAAUUACCUCCACUACAAUUUAUAUGAUCAGGCAGAGAAGCUGAGGUCAAAGGCACCUCGUUUUGAAGCUCACUCAAAUCACCAAUUCUGCCGGUACCUCUUUUACCUUGGAAAGAUUAGGACAAUUCAGUUGGAGUAUACAGAUGCAAGAGAGUCCCUCCUCCAAGCUGCUCGGAAAGCCCCUGUUGCAGCUCUUGGGUUCCGGAUUCAAUGCAAUAAGUGGGCUGUGAUAGUCCGCCUACUGCUAGGAGAGAUCCCUGAGAGGACUGUUUUUAUGCAGAAAGGCAUGGAGAAGGCUUUGAGGCCAUAUUUUGAGCUUACAAAUGCUGUUCGAAUUGGAGAUUUAGAGCUGUUCAGAAACGUUGCUGAGAAGUUUUCGAGCACUUUCAAAUCGGAUGGGACCCACAACUUGAUUGUUAGGCUGCGGCAUAAUGUCAUAAGAACUGGGCUCCGAAACAUCAGUAUCUCAUAUUCCCGCAUCUCAUUGGUUGAUGUAGCCAAGAAGCUGAGAUUGGACUCUGCAAACCCUGUUGCUGAUGCUGAGAGUAUCGUAGCCAAGGCAAUCCGUGAUGGUGCAGUGGAUGCAAUGUUGGAUCAUGCAAAUGGGUGGAUGGUAUCGAAGGAGACUGGGGAUAUUUACUCGACAAAUGAACCUCAAAUUGCAUUCAACUCAAGGAUUGCUUUCUGCCUCAAUAUGCACAAUGAAGCAGUGCGUGCUCUUCGAUUUCCACCAAAUUCUCACAAGGAGAAAGAAAGUGCUGAGAAGAGGAGAGAGAGACAACAGCAGGAGCAAGAGCUUGCCAAACAUAUAGCUGAGGAGGACGACGAUGAUUUCUAAUGAUGUCCACUGGCAUUUGGAUACUCUUUGUGAGCAUCUUCCAGUGCUUUCUCGUUCUACAGGGAUAUUUUGCUUUCCAACGACAAAAACGACUAUCAUCUGUCAUAGCUGUUGAUUUAUUUUCCCAUGGUGCUACUGUUCCUGUUGUAAGUCUGAGCAAUGACUCUUGUGCUCUUUUGAAUUCUAUUUGGACUCCUGCCCCCGUUUAUCAUCCUUCUAAUAAUUUCUUUUGUUUUUGCUGCAUU